Messenger RNA from Pseudogymnoascus destructans, 2308 nucleotides. RefSeq lists its product as uncharacterized. Gene Ontology annotation, molecular function: zinc ion binding; DNA binding; DNA-binding transcription factor activity, RNA polymerase II-specific. Lineage: Eukaryota; Fungi; Ascomycota; Leotiomycetes; Thelebolales; Thelebolaceae. Bases 151 to 2289 code for a protein of 712 amino acids. Gene Ontology annotation, biological process: regulation of DNA-templated transcription; DNA-templated transcription. The record is from RefSeq and is a predicted model, not a curated record. The transcript has 7 exons.
GUGUGAUUUGCCGAAAUCGGCCCACUAGAAAGUCAUUUAUUUACAUCACGUGAUAUAUCUCCGCAGCACGAUGAUGAACUGCGAUAAUCUUGUUUUGUAUAACAGUAACAAUACCAUGAGUGAUUAACGAUACAGUAAUUCCCUAUAACCAUGAGUGCGGUUCCAGCUCCUGGUGGGGCAAGCGGAGGAACGAACAGAGAACCUUCACAUCUAUCAUGUGAAAGGUGUCGGAGACGGAAGGUUAAAUGUGAUCGCACAAGGCCAUGUAAUCAAUGCAAGAAAGCAGGUGCAGAAUGCAUCAAUGCUGGUGGCGAAAAGAAACGUCCAAUAUCCCGACUCUACGUCGAGGCUCUGGAGGGCCAAAUCGCUUCUCUAGAGCUCUUUAUUAUGAACCUCACAGCUGCUAGCUCAUCGGAACGAGAUGUAAUGCUCGCAAAUUUCAAAGAGACGUCUAUGGAGCAUUUGCCACCCUUACCGGCACUUGCAAAGGAGAUCCCAUUGGCACCACCACUCCCAAAAGGUCGUCUUAUGCGACUGAAGGAAGGCAGCGCAGACCAAUUCUAUGGCGAGACAUCUUUCUUCCAAAUUAACCCCUCUGAGACAGACGAUGCCGAGGCGGCCUUUAGCAUCAUGACUGUCACGCCUCCAGUGCAAGUCAAGCCAGAAUCCCAAUCACCUGAAUCUCCAUUAGCUAUUUCGCCCGAAGGGAACAUUGUCGAGCACAGUUUUGGUACGCCGUGGACGCCAAUGUGCCAAAAGCUCAUGGGGGUCUUCUUCGACCAACAAUACUACUUCCACAUGUGUUUGUAUCGAGAGUACUUUUUGAGAGAUUACAAGGCAGGUGGAGGCCCGUACUACUCCAAUCUGCUAAUGUAUGCCAUUUGUGCUAUGGGCGCGCUGGCGAGCUCAGAUGAGACCGUGAGGGACUUAAGUGCAGUUUUCUCGAACCGCGCCCAAGAAUUACUAUAUGGCAGCGCCUUGGACAGCCCUGACCUAACCACGCUACAAGCGCUACUGCUCUUGGGACAUAGAGAUAUUGGAAGGGGAAAGAGCUCGAGAGGGUGGGUUUUUACUGGAAUGGCAUUUAGGCUGGCACAAGGCAUGGGUUUGCACUUGGAUCCCAGCCAUUGGAAUACUCCUCGGGAUACCGACGUCGAGCGAGAAAUCUCCAGAAGAGCCUACUGGGCCGCAUUUAUUGCUGACAAGCAACUAUCGCUAUACUUUGGCCGACCACCGGCCCUUUAUCCGUCUGAAUCUGACGUUCACAAGUCUAAUCGGCUCAUCUACCCUCCGGAUUGGGACUCUCUACUUGAUGACUACAUCAAAAAUAACACGACGCCUACGGAAUACGAAGACGAUUUGUCUUUUGUCGGUUCCUUUGUCCAGCAAGCUGAGCUGUGCAAGAUUGUGCAUCGCAUGAUUACUGAGGUCUUCCAGAACCACAACGCUAAAGCCGAUGCCAGUAUUCUCGCAGCCAGCGCAAAGGGCAUCCACGUCGCGCUCAGCAAGUGGCUGGCGGACUUGCCCGCACGCCUGCACUGGAACCAAUGGAGCCGAGGUCCCGUCGCAGCAUACAUUCUUAAUCUCCACAUGUUUUUCCAUACCGUAAUGAUUAUUCUCCACCGCCCUCCCCGUCACUCUUCUCUUGCCCAUCUUGCUACCGUCACCGAAGAUCUUGAUAUCUGCUCAUCGUCUCUGAACUCCAUUCUACAACUCAUGAAGGUCUACUCGAAGCAUUACUCCUACUCCGCGUUACCAGUCACAUUUAUCCACACGUGCGCAUCAGCCGCAUCAAUCGUGCUCCUAAAGCGCUUCCUUUCAGCAAGCCCUCAGGGAAUACCAAGGAACAAGAGAGAUAUCCAGGAAACAGGCACACAGUUGGAGCAAAUUAGCAAGGUGAUUGACUCGAUUACAGAGACAUGGGAUUCAGCGAAACAAAUUCAGAAGGCCGUAUCUUCGGCAAGAGAAACAAUCAGACUUGAAGAUGAGGCAACCGUGGGUGCAAUGGCUGAGCUGGGCGCCGGCGUAGAUGUUACUCAGGGUGCCUCGGGGCUUGGUUGGGAUGAGAGCAUGCGCUUUGAUUGGGAUGACCCGAGUCUCCAAAUGGGGCCAAUGUCCGUUGGGGGAGAAGGAGUCAAGUGGGAGGAGCUCAGCGGGGUUGGAAUGCCGGGAGAAUUCACCGAGAGGCUGGGGGAUUAUGUCCAGGACUAUGAGGCUCUUUUUGGUUUGCUUGGAGAUGGAGCACAACCAGAGAUCAACUUUGGCGAUGUAGAGGAGGGACUGAUUUAGCGAGCUAGUUGAAAUGAGU